CUAUGAUCCAUGCCCGCUUAUCCUGGUCCGGGUUGCGGGGGUGCGGGAGCCUAUCUCACCAUGCAUUGGGCGAGAUACAGGAAUACACCAAUCUCGAGUCGACACCAGACCACUCACCAAUCUAUCGCAGGACGCACACACUAUUGAUUCACACACUCAUACCUAUGGGCAAUUUGGCGUCUCCAGUUAGCCUACCUGCAUGUUUUUGGACUAUGUGGGAGGAAACCAGAGUACCCAGAGGAAACCCAUGCGGAUACGGGGAGGACAUGAAAACUCUACAAAAUAAAUAUUCAUGUUAUUGUUAAUGUCACGCCGUGAAAAGGAGUCGGAGAACUUGGAGAACGGUUUUCCGCCACUCGGCUGAAGGUGCUAGUGCUCACCUGAGCAUUUGUAACGACUGAUUUUGUGGAAGCUGUCAUCAGGUGUCAAGAAAGGAAUAUAGACUUCAACAGAAGUUUGACGGCAGAGACUGAAGUGGAAGGAAAGGAGUGGCCAGAUGUUGUAUCGCUGCCUACAGCAUCGCAGGCAGGCAGGGCACGUCUGAGAGAGCAGCGGAGGGACGAGCCGGGAGAUUUGAGCCCCGCUCAGAGCCGAGCCUCGGGAUUCUGGGAUACGCCUCGGGGACAGAUCCGUCACGAGCGCCCGCGAACCGGAGCUACGACCGGCGCUUUCCCCCUCGCUCUCCCUCCUUCCCUCCGUCUCUCAGCCUUAUCCCUUCGCUCGCAGUGCUGGAAUGUACUGAGGGUGAAAGAGAGAAGAGCUUUAUCCCCCCUCUACUGCAGAAGACGGCAUCGGGCAAGACAGACAGACGGCAGGACGUGAGCUGGCACCCCCCUGGAGACUUGUCCCGGCACUGGAUUGGGAUCACACCCCCCCCCCCCCACCUCUGCCUCCUUUCCAAAUCACGACACCCUCCCUCCCUCAAAUUCUGUUUUCCUUCGCUGUUCCUCGUCUUUUUUUUUUAAAGCUCUCGCAGUGCUGGAUCGCACUCCUCGGCUGGAUUACAGCAGGGUGGCUCUUCUGCCCGUCCCCUAAUCCUGAGGGAGGCUGCGGAUCCCUCCGCGGGGGACCCACCUGCGCCUUCCUGCCCCUGUGGGUCCGCAGACGGGUGCGUGUCGGAGCGUGUGUGAGCGUAUGUGCGUGUGCGUGCGCUGAGAGGGGGGGCAUUUCUGGGGCCACGAGCUGACUCAGCGGUUGGAAGCGUGCUUGCGGAUUGAACCCGGAAUCAGGAGCGAGGAGGAAGGGGGGCGACAGGGUCCCUGGAUCGCCGUCUCAUCUUCCCAAAAGCCCCGCUCGGAAUACUGAGGAGAAGCAAAAUUGCGUAACGGAGUCGGGGGGGGGGGACCAAGAGCACGGCGGAAAGCGUACAGGGGCGGCUGGAUUGGCUCCGUGGCGGCGGGCAGACGCUGCGGCAGAGCGCUUCACACAGACGGAUUUACAGCUCGUCUGCUGCUCUCAUACGCCGCUUCUCAGUCUAUACUUUCAGCCCUUUUUUUCCCCCCAGGGUGCUUUCUUUCUUUUUUUUUUUGUGUUUCACCUUGGAUUCCACCCGUAUUGGACUUUAGCUCCGGACGUGGACAGGAGUGGUCUCCGGGACAACGACUGAAGAACACCUUCCUUCCCUGCUCUGCAUUCGGCGCCUGACUCGCUGCUCCUGUGUGUGUCGUGUGUGCGCGCGUUUUGUCUGCGUGUGUAUCCGUGCUUGUGCGUACGUGUGGGUGUGUGUGCGUGUGUGUCUGUGUGCGUGUGUGAAAGAUGCUCGGUGUUACGUUUCGCCCCUCUGACCCGUGUUGUCCGUGCCCACCUGGUCGCUGGUUUCGGGGUUAACCCUUCGUGAGCCGGCAGGAUGAGCGAGAUCUCCGGAGCGGCCGUUUCCGGGGCGAUGAUCGUGGAGGAGCCGGAGGCGGGCGGUGGCUCGGGGGGCAGGGAGCAGGCCCCGGAGCAGGGGCCCCUGCGCUGCGGGGGGUGCACCCUGUGGCCCCGGCAGCAGACCUGGCUGUGUGUGGUCCCCCUCCUGAUCGGGUUCAUCGGCCUGGGGCUCAGCCUGAUGCUGCUGAAGUGGAUUGUGGUGGGCUCUGUGCAGGACUACGUGCCCACAGACCUGGUGGACGCCAAGGGGAUCGGGCAGGACCCCAUAUUCCUCUCCAAGCCCAGUGCCGUCCCCAAACUCCCUGACACCUCCACCUCCACCUCCACCACCACCACCACUACCACCACCGCCUCCGCCGUCCCCCCCGGGGGCACCACCACGGUGAGGCCCAGGACUCGUGCAGGAACUCGGGCUGGGGGUCCCGGAGCGUCCGGCAGCCAGGUGACCCCGCGCAGCACCACCACCCGCCACGCCAGCGCCCCGCGCGGCCCACACCCGACCGCCUCCGGCAGCACCACCAGUACCAUGGCGACGCCCACCUCCACUCCCUCACCGUCCAACCCCACGGUCCUGCACGUCUCUACGCAAAUGUGGACACACGUGCACACCUCCCACAAGCCCCCGGCCGUGCCCACCCGGUCCCACGUCCAGGUCAAGACAGCGAUGCCUACAUCCCCACCACUUCGUUCAGAGCACUUUAAGCCGUGCAAGGACAAAGACCUGGCCUACUGCCUGAACGGGGGCGAGUGUUUCGUCAUCGAGACGCUGACGGGAUCGCACAAGAACUGCAGGUGCAAGGAGGGGUACCAGGGGGUGAGAUGUGACCAGUUUCUUCCCAAGACAGACUCCAUCCUCUCUGAUCCAACAGAUCACCUGGGCAUCGAAUUCAUGGAGAGUGAAGAGAUAUACAAGAGACAAGUGCUGUCAGUCUCCUGCAUUGCCAUAGGAAUCAGUCUGCUUGGCACUAUUUGCAUGGCUCUCUAUUACCGGAACAAGCGACGCAGGGAAAAGCUCCAGGCCCAUCUGAAAAGCUACAGCGUGAGCGCCUCGGGCUUUGUGUCCAAACCCAGCCUGAGGCCACAGGGGAGUCUACAGCUUCAGAAAUACUGUAAAGGCAAUGGGUCCUCCCCUCCUCAUGGUGGAGCUGUUCAUGAGUCCGGCUUUGUCCAACAAAGUGUUGCAUUAGCUGCUCACUCAAGGGUUGUGCCAACUGGAAAACACCACAGGUUUUUUUCCCAAAUAUACCAACCUCCACUGGAAGCGUGCAAGGAAUGGGGGUUUCACAGCAGCAUGAGCGGUUCCCUCUCUCACAGUCCAGACCAGAGAAGCAGAGCUGGCCACCGGGCAGCCCCUCGCAGAACCCCACCCAUUUCCAGAGGAAGGCUGAAUCCCAUGGGAGGGUCUAGGGAUUCUGGGCCCGCCUACCAGCACCUGCAGGAGGUGGAGUCUUCGGAGAGGGAGGUGGAGUCUUUGAGAGGGCACCACUCUGAAGGGACCAUCUGUGACCCGCGGCAGGACUCCUAUUUAAAUAUGCAACGCCCCUUGUGUGCUGGACGCGCCUCGCAGGGGGGCCUGGCCCAGGUGCCGUGCAGCCGACUCGAUGGAGGCGUGGCCAGGGCGGCCCCCGGGGGCUUCAGGUGCGCUCCCCUCCGCUGCUCUGCCUCCCCCCCGCCCUACCGCACCUGCUCUGUUCCCAUCAUCCCCUCCGUCCAGGGACACUACGACGACACUUCCUGUAUGCAAACGGCCAGCGGCGGGACGGGGGGUGGCCCCUCUGACGCGUGUCAGCGCUCUUCCUCCUCCCCUGCCUCCACCUCCUCCUCAUCCUCCUCCUCACAGUCUAAAGGGGCAGAGCAGCAGGAAGCAGUGGCGUUGCUAUUGGAUGAAGCGCACCAGCAGCUGAGAGAGCUAGCGCAUGCCCACAGGAAGCAGGACGACACAGGCUCCAUCCACACAGCUGCCAGGGAGACUGCCUGCUUUCUGUCACUCACUGGGGGCGAAGUCGGGGGGUUGGCCCUGAGUGGGCCACCCGAGACCCGAUUGGUGAAUCCCAGCAGAGAACCACACAGAGACUCCGCCCAGCCCUGCGAGUGAGGGGAGGUGUGGCCCUUCUUUGUGAUUGGACCAAUCAGCCCCCUGUGUUUCUUGAAACCAAGACUGCAGAGAUUUUUUCAGGGAGGAGAUGACGUGAAAAAAGCAACUUUAAAAAUAACUGAGUUAUUUAAAAAAAAUAAAUAAUAACAAAGAAAACAAAAACACAAUGUGCAUACAUUUUGGAAGAGUUAAAAGAAGGAACGGUGAGUGAGAGUUUAAAAUGUAUCAAAAAAGAAGAGAAAUUAUUUAUAUGCAUUUAUUUAAAUGACAAGCUUCUACUUAGAAAAACCAAAUAGUCUGUCAUCUCCAUUGUGUUUUUAAGUGUAAAAAAAUAUACAUAUAUAUAUAUAUAUAUAUAUAUAUAUAUAUAUAUAUAUAUAUGUAUUUAUAUAUAUAUAUGAAACAAAACGUGACCAAGUAAAUGGAAGAAUCUGAUGUAACUUUUCUGUUGGACCAGCUCCUUCACAUCUUUCAGCCUUGGAGCACAGCUGUACAGACUCCUCCCUCCUCCUCCCCAAAUGCCAGGUCUGUGCGUUGACCUGACUGGAGGACGGGGGAAAUUUGACAUUCGACUGAUUAGCGGUGGGUAGAUUGUGCGUUCACUGUGUUUCUGGCCAAUGGAAGCAUCGGACUCUGCCUUGGGAAUCCCACGCCGUUAUCCACUGACACGGACUAAGGGGAAAGAGGGACUAAACGCCCCCAGACAAAGGAGCUCCUUCAGCGGGAUGCCCGUGCUGCACUGACUCCUAAAGAGCAGCACAUUAGCUCUGUUCUAUGGGCAGCCGCCCACAUACGAUGGCUCGGGUCAGUUCAGCUCCUGUUAUUUUCUCACGUGAGACUGGAAUUUUAAAAAAAAAAAGUGUUUUUGGGCAGAUUUGGCAGGCAUGAAGAAUGAAUAUUGCUCACCCAUCCAGACACACACACACACAAACACACGCCUGUGCAGGAGUACAGAGACUACAGCAGUAAGGUGGUGACAUUACUGCAGUUUGAGGGCAGGGCUCUGGGGGAAGAGUAUGGAAGGAUGUGAUGAUGAUGUGAUGGUGUCCAGUUUGGAGAAAGAAUAGUUGUCUAACAGGAGGUUCUGUGGUACAAUGGCAUGAGCAUGUGGAGGAGAUUUUGUUUUGUUUUUUGGAAGGUGAAAGGUGUCAAUCAAGUGCUUUUCUUGGGGGAUUGGUUUAGGAAGAGGUGGGGUAGGAUGGGUGGGUUGUGUCCAUGUGGUGAAUUUGCAUCAAGACUCCCCUUUUCUGUUUUGUUAAAAGCUUAAAAGCCAAUUUUUGGUAGAGAAAAAAAAACAGAUGGAAGGAGUAAAAAAAAAAAAAAAAAAAACUCCCAUGUUUUGUAUCGUUACUGUAACCUGUAACCUUCUACCCCCACCCCCAAGAUUGGUGCAUGUAAAGAUUAACAUUAGUGAACGUCAGCCCAAAAUUGAAAAAGAGGUUCUAACCACACAACCUGGACUCGUUAACAAUCUUUAUAGUUCAGCUUCAUAUUGUUCUCUGGGGAUUUUUAAAAAAGAGGACAUGGGAUGGCUAGAGACACAGCUGUGUGUUCCAUCUCACUGCUUCCUCCAAAGGUUCUCAAUCUUUACUCCUUGAGUAUCUUAAAACAAGCUCAGAAUAUAUUCUGUGUUACAGUAGCUCUGUAUGUUCAGAGGUUCCUUGUUUUCCUUGCUGAAACAGUUGAAGAGCAGUCACUGUUUUAUGGGUGAUCCACAGGUAUUGGGGCUGUAUGAAAUGUUCACUGUACCAGUUAACCUGUGUGGGACUGAUGUCCUUGUUUUCUCCUUUAAUGUUUAUAUCAUUUAUUGUUCUGAUGGCAGCUCCUAAAAGAGCUACUCUGUACUUUACACCCACCGUGAAAGUCUUACUGCAUUCCAGGAGUCAGGAGAUGAACACUGUCUGCCAAACUCUGCCAACUAUUUACUUACUGUUUAGUUCACCAGAACUAGCACCUGUAAAAUUACACAAGGCCAGUAGGGCUCUGUAAAGUGAAUAAAAACUUUAGGGCCUUCCGGCUGAACUAAUCGAGCAUGACAACAUGGCCCUAAUGAUGCUUUAGCCUACACUGAGUCCCCUCACGAGUUUCGUGACUCUCCUAAUUGUGUGUGUGUGUGUGUGUGUGUGUGUGUGUGUGAGUGAGAGUGAGUGAGCGAGAGUGCAUGUAUGGGUGCAGAGACUGUGUAUGCGAGUGUUUGUUUGUUUGCUUCUUUUCACAUCAAAUUUUACACAGGAUUUUUCCACUGGGCAUACACUGACAUUGAGACACUGACAGAGAUUUUUUUUUGGCUUGCCUGAUUCCCCCCUGACAUACUCUGUUCUUCUUGUACAGAAAGGCAGUGGUCCACACUUCCAGCCAGAGUGCAGACAGAGCCAGACUAUAAGAGAACAACAUCACUGUCUUAAAGGCAUCAGAGGGUGCAAGAGUAGCCGUUGAGGUCCAGUUCCUGUUUGAGCCUGAAGGCCCCCCUGCUUGCUGAGUACACCAUCAGAGCUUUCAGUGUGGCGAGAGGGCCAAUCAGAUUGUGCCACACGGCCAAACUGACCCCCACCCUGCACUGUGAAACAAUGUGGGAUGAAAUUACAGUCUCAGAAAUAAUAAUUUGAUAUUAAAUGUUGGUAUGGAAAGCUAAGAGCAACCCCAUCUCUCUCCCCUGCGCUGUUUAUUUUUCUUUUCUCCUUUUUCUUUUUUCUCCCACUCCCGCUCCUCUCUCCCUUUUCCCUCCUGUACAUUGUCCUCCUCUCCCCCUCUUCCUUCAGCAGUAGUAGCAAUAAAACGAUCUGCAGGAAUGUGCCAGUGUGAAUGGGGCUGGCUAAGCAUACUGCUACAGCUGGGUGAUAAAAUUUGGCUCCCUCACUUUAGAAACACUCUGAUGCACCAUAGGCACUGUCCAUGCCAUCUGUCCCCGAGUCUGUGCUGGAUUUAUUCUGUCGGCGAAUGCCUGCCAGACUCAUCUGCACAUAUACAUGCAUAAAAAAACCCCAAUCAAUUCACAACAUUUACCAUUUCUAGUUGUUCCUCUGUUGCAGGAGGAGAUAAAAAUGGGUCUCAGAAUAGAAUAGCUUAGUUUAGUGUGUGUGUGUGUGUGUGUGUGUGUGUGUGUGUGCGCACGUGUGUGUUUCAGUCAUGCACAUUAACAUUCCCUCCUCCUGACAGUGUGUGCUUCACAGUCCCUGAUCACCUCUGUAGUUUACCCUGCUACAGAACUGUUGCCAGCGCAGGAACUGUGUUUGAAGCGGUCUCUGUAGGGUGGGGCCAGACUGUGUGUUGGGGCCCAGUGUAAAGAGAUGAGGCACUCUUUAGGGGUGGGGCCCAGUCGCUGGGGUGGGCACUUAUCAUUGGCGAUUGGCUUGUGAAAACAUGUGAAGUUACCUGAUUGGUUGCAGCAUCUCCACCACAGACGUAUCACCUCAGCUAUCCGAGAUCACAUUCUAAUUGUCUGAUUUUGCACAGGAAAUAGAGGUCUGGUGUCUCCUCCACUCCCUGCAGCCUCUUGCUGUAGACACAGGAUUACCCAUGAAGCAGUACAGAGAGUAUGCUCUAUUAAUUUUAGCCAUUCACCCAGCUCACCUCUUAGUCUUGCUCUCGAUAGGUUAACACCAAUGAUGGAGUAACAGACACAUAAAUAUGAAUGUCCCUAGACAAUGGCGGAUUAAGAAGGAGAGAGCAGACGGAAGCCAAUCCUCAGACCCUCGCUUUGAGUCACGGAAAAACUCCAGCACCAAUGCACAGUGCUCUCAGGCUGCUUUUGCCAUGUUGCAGCAAUGACAUGUUCCAGGGACUUUAUGUAACGAUCAUGCAACUUGUUUGGUCUCUGCCCAGAAAUCCCACACAUCUAGUGCACACUCUUGGCCCAUGUAGUGCAUAUCUAUUGUGCAAUCCUCAUUGAUGAUGUACCCAAAGGGCCUCUGGGUAGCGUGUAAAUGUAAGCUGUGAUGGACGAAUGAGUCUGGUAUUUAACUGACCUGAGAAACAUGGUGAACAAUCUUGUUUCUGUAAUGCCCUAAAAAAAAAACUUAUUUCUGUUCCUUUUAUUUUUUUAUUUUGUUUUUUUUUUUUUCAAUAAAGACGAGUUUUGGUGUUGCA
Molecule: messenger RNA, 8050 nt
Organism: Anguilla rostrata (American eel)
Lineage: Eukaryota; Metazoa; Chordata; Actinopteri; Anguilliformes; Anguillidae
Product: pro-neuregulin-3, membrane-bound isoform
Exons: 12
Coding region: 1847-3964 (705 amino acids)
Biological process (GO): animal organ development; nervous system development; intracellular signal transduction
Molecular function (GO): chemorepellent activity
Source: RefSeq, a predicted model, not a curated record